This is a messenger RNA of Thermothelomyces thermophilus ATCC 42464, 264 nucleotides long. RefSeq lists its product as uncharacterized. Bases 1 to 264 code for a protein of 87 amino acids. The transcript is spliced from 2 exons. The record is from RefSeq and is a predicted model, not a curated record. Lineage: Eukaryota; Fungi; Ascomycota; Sordariomycetes; Sordariales; Chaetomiaceae.
AUGACCGCCCGGCCCCUCCUGCCGCGCCGAACCAUCGCUCGCGGCCGCCAACCCUUUUCCAUCCUGCAAGGCCUGCGCGCCGUCGCCCGCUCCUUCGAGCCGCACCCCUUCCAGCGCCUGCCCGUGGCCACGAACCCGGCCCCGGCCGACUGGGGCAAGCUGGUCCGCCGCUCUUUGGGCCAAGCUGCUGUGUACCUUCCCGUUGGCCUGACCCUGUUGGGGUGGCCUUAUGCGGCCAAGUGUAUACUGGAUGGGCACGUGUAG